Messenger RNA from Solenopsis invicta (red fire ant), 733 nucleotides. RefSeq lists its product as uncharacterized. The transcript is spliced from 2 exons. The coding region runs from base 337 to 675 and encodes 112 amino acids. Lineage: Eukaryota; Metazoa; Arthropoda; Insecta; Hymenoptera; Formicidae. The record is from RefSeq and is a predicted model, not a curated record.
GCUGGCAGUCAUUCAACUUGAAAUACCAUACAACAUACAAUUUAUAUUUUGUAUUUUAAACCGAAGUCGCCAGUAUUUCGUGUUUUGUAGUUGAAAUAUUUUUUUUCCAGCCCUGCCGGUACAAUUUGCACAUAAUUCCCACGUAAUUUUCUUUAGUUAGAGCUAGAUUAAGAUCGCAAAGGAUUUUAUAUCAUGGCGGGGUUAAUAAAUACGCGCUAUAUAUAUAUGUCAAUAAAACUUGUACAUAAAGAGACGAUUGUCUGGUCGCACGCAUAGUUGUAAACGAAACUACAGUGUAACGCGAGUUAAUAUUAGCUUUAGCCGUUAAAAAAUACAAUGUUUUCUGACAAGUAUGAGCGGUCGCACGUUUACCAUGAACUAAAACAAAUGGAAAACGUGAAAAAAAGCCUCAUUACUAAACCAAAAAAGCCUCCUUGGAUGCCGAGAAAAACUCUGUUUGAAUUAGUAAAUCACAGUUUAUCUCGUUUAACGCAACCCGUGUGGAAUAUUUGGCUACUCGUUGGGCACAUUAAAAGAUGUUUACGUGAGAAGAUUGAAUUCCAACGGAAACGGACUGUUGCAAAACAGAUUUUAUCCAACGGCUCUAUUAAAAGCGACCAGUUCGCCUUGACCGUGGCUAUAAUUAUACAUGUCAAUCUUUUCGGUAAACUGUAAAGACACAACAACCCAAUAAAAAUGUUAUGUUUGUAAAUAUAUUACUCGUCUAAAAAUA